Trifolium pratense (red clover) is the source of this 876-nucleotide messenger RNA. Its product is annotated as basic leucine zipper 43-like. Gene Ontology annotation, molecular function: DNA-binding transcription factor activity. The coding region runs from base 97 to 696 and encodes 199 amino acids. The record is from RefSeq and is a predicted model, not a curated record. NCBI's taxonomy places the organism in Eukaryota, Viridiplantae, Streptophyta, Magnoliopsida, Fabales, Fabaceae. The transcript has a single exon. Gene Ontology annotation, biological process: regulation of DNA-templated transcription.
UCACUCUUCAAAAAAACAAUUGAACCCUUUCAUCACUCUUAUUCCUCACCCUUUCAAUCCUUAAUUUUUCUCAUACAUUCCUAAAACAAAAAAAUCAUGCAAACAAGAGAAGUAACAACAGGACUUAAUUACAUGCUCCCAUCAAACACAUCACCAUAUCUACAAAACUAUAACAACAUGAUUCAAAAUAACAACAUUUCCUCAUAUCAACUCCAAAAAUUCUCAAACCAAUUAUUUGGUAAUUACCAAAACACCCCUAAUCAAUUUCAUGACUUCAAUUAUAGUCCUCAAUCAUCAUGCAUAAGCAGCAACUCAACUUCUGAUGAAGCAGAUGAACAAAACCUUAGUCUCAUCAAUGAGAGGAAACAUCGAAGGAUGAUAUCGAACCGAGAAUCUGCGCGCCGGUCGCGCAUGAGGAAGCAGAAACACCUUGAUGAACUUUGGUCACAAGUUCUUUGGUUAAGAAAUGAAAAUCACCAACUUAUUGAGAAACUUAACCAUGUUUCAGAGAAUCAUGAUCAAGUUGUUCAAGAGAAUGGUAAGCUUAAAGAAGAAGCUUUGGAACUUCGACAAAUGAUAAGAGAUAUGCAAAUUCAUAGUCCUUUAAUCCCUUCUUUUAGUCCUUUGGAUGAUACAUAUCUUAGAGAUGACUCUUCAAACAAUUCCAUCUCAAGUUCCAUGGAUCUUCUUGGUUAGUUUGAAGACAAUAAGACCAAGAUUUUAUCUAUUUGGUUUAAUUUAUUUUCUUCUUUUUUUGUGUCUAUGUUUAAGUCAAAAUUAGUAGUUUUUUUCUCCUCCCUUGUGAGCUAUAUAUAUGUAAGAGGUGAAAAAGAUAAAUGGCAAUAACUUAAUUUGAGUAUCAUUUAAUAUUUCUCA